Messenger RNA from Trichoderma reesei QM6a, 1329 nucleotides. RefSeq lists its product as uncharacterized. The record is from RefSeq and is a predicted model, not a curated record. Bases 1 to 1329 code for a protein of 442 amino acids. The transcript has a single exon. Lineage: Eukaryota; Fungi; Ascomycota; Sordariomycetes; Hypocreales; Hypocreaceae. Gene Ontology annotation, molecular function: hydrolase activity, acting on ester bonds.
AUGUGUCACCAAGACAGAGACGGAGACACAGACAACACCUCCUCACCACCGCCAAAAACAACAACCCACAAUGAUCCCUUUCCCUGGCAUCUCGGCGCCUACGAUGCCCACUGCCACCCAACAGACACCAUGUCCUCCCUCUGCCCUUCCUCCUUCGCUGCUCUCCGCACCCGCGUCCUCGCCAUCAUGGCCACUCGCUCGCAGGACCAGCAGCUCGUCGCCGACGUGGCAGCCGAGCACGGAAUCAAGCACGCAAACCCAUACUCGGGCUCCUCAGAGUCAGAUUCAACGGCCAAGUCCUGCAAAGUCGUUCCGGCGUUUGGCUGGCAUCCCUGGUUCUCCUACCAGCUCUACGACGACACCGUCGCGAAUCCCACGUACAACUACAAGCCUUCCAGCACCGAUAAUGACGAUGCUUCUGCAGAAGAAGACGCCAGAAUCAACCACUACCGAGCUGUUCUCUCUCCAACUCCCAAUGAUCGAUCCUUUCUCUCCUCCCUCCCUACACCAACCCCUUUGUCAUCCCUGCUAUCAUCCACCCGCGAGUACCUCACCAGAUUCCCCCUCGCUCUUGUCGGCGAAGUCGGGCUCGACAAAGGCUUCCGACUCCCUCAACAACGACUUCCCGACGAUGAUGCCUACUCCCGAGACGAGAGUAUCACUCCUGGAGGACGCGAGGGUCGGCUUCUCAGUCCCUUUCGAGUGCAGAUGCAGCAUCAGCAGGCCAUUCUGAAAGCACAGCUACGUCUAGCAGGGGAGAUGGGAAGGGCCGUCAGCGUCCAUGGCGUGCAGGCUCACGGCGUCUUGUACGACACAAUAGCAGCCUGCUGGAAGGGCCACGAGAAGAAGGUCCUAUCCCGCAGAGACAAGAAGCGAAUCGCCCCUGGAGCUGAAGAAAGCUCAGAUGACGACGAUGGAGAUGAGGAUGAAGCAUCUUCAGGUAACGACGGCAGCAAAGCCAAGAAGAAGAAGAAGAAGCAAAACAUUGGCGGCAAACCCUUUCCACCGCGGAUAUGCCUCCACUCGUACAGCGGCAGCGCAGACAUGCUCAGGCAGUGGUUCCACCCAGCCGUGCCGUCAACCAUCUACGCCUCCUUCUCGACGGGCGUCAACAUGGGCAACGCCGGCGGCAAGGACAAGCUUGCGGCCGUCGUGCGGGCGGUGCCAGACGACAGGAUCCUGGUUGAGAGCGAUAUGCAUGCUGCGGGCGAGGAGGCGGAGGCGCUGCUGGAGGAAAUGUAUCGGUUUGUCUGUGAGGUCAAGGGGUGGGGGUUGGAGCAAGGGGUGGAGAGGAUAGGGGGGAACUUUUGGCGGUUCGUAUAUGGGUAG